GCCCACUUGUUCUGGUCUAUAGCCAUUCGUGGCCUGGCCGGUGUCCGUGUCGGAAGGCUGCUCCUCCUGGUGGUCUCUCUUCCCUGCCUUUUUAGGUACUCUACAGGUGCCAACUCCUCGGCUCAUCAGCGGAAACUCUCCUCUAGUGCUCUCACUGCUUUCUAAGAGGUAUUUGUGACCAACAUCCUCCCUCUUCUUGGCGGCAGGCGCCUUAACAACGCCCCAUCCCAACCAACACCUUCAACGCUCAAAGGUACUGUAAGAUCUUACCUGGCAGGUAUUUUGUGUCAUGUCUGCUGUUGCAGAGCAGGAACCUGGACUACCUGACCAAGAGCGAGAAGGUGAUGGGAUGGGGCACGACGCCAGGCAAAUUGUCCUGCAUGUGCUGCCAAUUGAAGAAGCUGCUGAUGACAUCGAUGGAACCGCAGCAUUUCUGGUUUCGCAGGCAGUGGUAAGAGCCAUUACCGAGGAAGAGUGUGGACAAGAGGAGAUAUGGCCUGAUGUUGAGGAGAUCUGGCCCCAGAUAGACGAGGUCUGGCCUAGUAUUGGAGAAUUCUGGCCUGAAGUAGAAGAGGUCUGGCCGGAUGUUGAGGAAGACUGGUAUAUCUGGAAUGGCGACCAGGAGAAUGUUGACGAUCAGAGGAAAGAUCAAGUUCAACAGGGCCACCCCAAUGAAGAAGAUGAAGACGAUGACGAUGAAGACUACGAAGAUGACGAUGACGAUGAAGACGACUACGAUGAUUAUGAAUUCGAAGAGGAUGAAGACGAGAACGAAGGGGAAGAUAACAACGAAAAUCAUGGGGAUGACAUUAUCCUGCGUGCCUAUUGAGGGCAAAGGAAGCUACGGAUGAAGAUAGAAUCAGCGAAUUGGUUCCUCGUGGAUUGGAGAUCAUCUAACAUUCAUUAACACACAAAUUAAUGAUCAUCGUAUUCUAAAAUCUUCACCCUCCUAUAAACACUGAAAACUUCCCCUUGUUUAAUCAUUAAAUCAAAAAUAAAAUCAUUUCAAAUG
Messenger RNA from Arvicanthis niloticus (Nile rat), 1012 nucleotides. RefSeq lists its product as uncharacterized. The record is from RefSeq and is a predicted model, not a curated record. NCBI's taxonomy places the organism in Eukaryota, Metazoa, Chordata, Mammalia, Rodentia, Muridae.